Molecule: messenger RNA, 2151 nt
Organism: Rhodamnia argentea
Lineage: Eukaryota; Viridiplantae; Streptophyta; Magnoliopsida; Myrtales; Myrtaceae
Product: E3 ubiquitin-protein ligase RGLG5-like
Exons: 12
Coding region: 390-1718 (442 amino acids)
Source: RefSeq, a predicted model, not a curated record
UAGCUCUCUUGCUUGUACUUUUCUUGAAUCUUCUGAGUCUGAAUUUUCCCACUGGCGUCUUCCUGCGUCUCUCUCUCUCUCUCUCUCUCCCUCUCUCUCUCCUCUUGACAUUCACCAAGUCUCUGUUUCUCGGGUGCUUGAACAGAGCGGACGGUUUCAUCUACUCUGCUUCGUCGUCCGCGAUCUCGCCCAGACGGUGCCUGUCGUCUUCAUCUCUGAUAUUGAACCAGUCUCGGUCUCCGCGACGCGGCCCUUUUUACGCUCCUUUCCCAAGUCAUCGUUUCUUUCAUAUAAAUAGCUCCAAAUUGGUACACGUUUUCGUCGAAUAUUCGUCGUCCCCUGUUUUUCUCCCUUAAAGUUUCUGGACUUUGUGCAAGGACAAAAUCGAGAUGGGAAGCAAAGGAUCAAAGGUGAGGAGGCAAUACAGUGGCAGUGGGGGGUCGACGGGCUCGGAUUGGGGCCAAUACGGGUAUUCCCAAGCGCCGCCGUCGUACGCUCAGCCGAGCUCGUAUUACACGCCUCAGCAUGACUUCGCCCCGUCUCCGGCGCCUUCGUACGGUGGUGGUUAUGGUUCGCAGGCUCCGCAGCCGAUGAAGAAGAGGCUGGACCGGAAGUAUUCGAGGAUUGCCGACAAUUAUCGCUCCUUGGACGAGGUUACUGCUGCCCUCGCCCAAGCUGGCCUCGAGUCCUCUAACCUCAUCGUCGGUAUUGAUUUCACGAAGAGCAAUGAGUGGACAGGUGCUAGGUCGUUUCACCGGCGGAGCUUGCACCAUAUCGGGGAUGGUAGAAACCCCUAUGAACAGGCGAUUUCAAUCAUUGGACAGACACUAUCUGCUUUCGAUGAGGACAACUUGAUCCCCUGUUAUGGAUUCGGAGACGCGUCGACGCACGAUCAAGACGUAUUCAGUUUCUAUCCAGAUGAUAGAUUCUGCAAUGGAUUCGAAGAGCUUCUGACACGGUACAGAGAAAUUGUUCCACAGCUUAAGCUCGCAGGACCCACAUCUUUCGCUCCCAUCAUCGAGAUGGCCAUGACAAUUGUCGAGCAAAGCGGCGGACAGUAUCACGUCUUGCUGAUAAUCGCCGAUGGACAGGUGACGAGAAGUGUCGACACGCAGAAUGGGCAUCUGAGUCUACAAGAACAAAUGACUGUUGAUGCAAUAGUUAGAGCAAGCGAGUUCCCUUUAUCUAUAGUUCUAGUCGGGGUUGGAGAUGGCCCGUGGGAUAUGAUGAGGGAAUUCGACGACAACAUUCCUGCACGUGCCUUUGAUAACUUCCAGUUUGUCAACUUCACUGAGAUCAUGUCGAAAAACGUGGAUUCACGGAGAAAGCAGACGGAGUUUGCCCUGUCGGCCUUGAUGGAGAUACCUUCUCAGUACAAGGCGACUCUUGAGCUGGGCUUAUUAGGGCGCCAAAGACUGGAUGCUUCGGAGAGAAUACCUGUUCCUCCACCUGCUUAUGUUACACCUCCAGUGAGGGUCUCGAAGACGUACCACUCAAGCAGUUUUCAGCCAGACACUACCUAUGGCGGCUAUAUCCCGACCCCGAGCGCCCCUACUUCCAGCUAUCGGAACGACAAUCAGGUUUGUCCAAUUUGUUUCACUAAUCCAAAGGACAUGGCUUUUGGCUGCGGUCACCAGACGUGUUGCGAGUGCGGUGAUGGCCUUGAACUGUGCCCCAUUUGCCGGAGUUCCAUUCACACCAGGAUAAAGCUCUAUUGAUGUGCCUAGCUCCACCAUAUCUCCAAGACUUUCGAUUCCAAGUAUGUGUUGCUAAGGGAAGGGAAGGUAGCAGCCUGACAUCUUUAUUGGGAAAGGACUGCUGAUGCUUUCUUAGUACGAGGUAGAAAUUUUGAACUGUCAAUUCAUCUACUUAGCUUCGUCAAAGGCGUUUUAGAUUUGAUUAUUUUCAAGUUAGUACUUCGGUGAUUGAGAAUGCCGAUGUAGGGAUUAGUCACGCCAGGCGGAUGUAAAUAUGAAGAUGCCGGUUCAUCAUUCUUUCAUUUUUUUUUCCUGCCCUGUUUAACAGCUGCUCAGGUCCAUUUCCAAAUUCCAAACUCUUAUCUCUCUUGGCUCUUUUCUAUUGAGAGAGACUCAAAGUUUGGCUGCAUGUACUUAUGAUGUCCUCCAAGUAAAGUUAUAAUUCAAAGCACUA